GCAGUGCAGCAUUCAUUACAGCUGACAGGAAGCGAUCCGCUUGCUAAUCGGGCAAAUCUGUGCCGUGCAAGUGCUGGAUGGCGUGCAUCCAUUCAGCUGACUCGGUGGCGCCGUGAAUUUAUUGUUGACACUAGCCACUUCCGGGCAAGUGCCCAAGUACAGCGUUAUCGAGAGUUGUUCAUCGCUCUUCUCCCGUCAUUCUAGACAGUCAUAUUCGGCCCGUCUGAUUAAAAGCGGCAAGUAGGCAAACACUCGCCAGAUUGCGCCUUCCUCUUCACACUCCUCUUCGCGAUGAUCCCCCGCUAGUAGCCAGCGUCCGCCAUGGAACGGGAUGCGAGCAGCUACAGCUGCGAGCAGAUGCUGCUGGCCAGCAGCCCGGCCACCGCCUGCGGCCGGCAGCUGUCGGUCCUGGUGUGCCGGCGCGCCGCCGACGGCCGCCUAAUCGUCAAGCGGCCGACGCACUGCAGCACCGGCGUCCUGGCCGUCCUCUGCGCCUGCCUCUUCGGCCUCUUCCUCAUCUUCUUGUCCCUCUUUCUCCUGGACCCCCACCUCCGUCGCUCCGCGGCCCCGCCGACCCUCCCGGCGCAAUCCCUGCCGGUGGUCGACGAGUUCAGUCUGAAGGUGAUUAUUCUGGAGCAGAGCGGCGUGGAGGAGGAGGCGGGUGUCCCGCAGCACAACGCCACGUCGCGGCGGACGAGCGCCGUCAACGGCAGCGACGUGUGCUGGGAAGUGGAGGAGCGGUUCGACUGCAUGCCGGGCGCCGGCGCCGCGCAGGAGGCGUGCGAGGCGCGCGGGUGCUGCUGGCGGCCGCCGGACGCGCAGGCGGAGGCGGAGGAGCAGCGCGGACGCCGGAAAAAGGGCCCGCAGCAUCUCGGCGUGCCCUACUGCUUCUAUCCCUUCGAUUAUCCCGCCUACGAGCUGCGGGAUUACACCGCCACCCCCACCGGCUUCGCCGGCCUCCUGCGGCGCGACACGGCCGCUUUUCCGCGCUACCCGGACCCUGUCGAAUGGCUGCGGCUGAGCGUGGACUUCGAGGAUGUCGGGCGGCUGCGGGUGAAGCUGGGCGACGCCAACAGCAGCCGCUACGAGGUGCCGCUGCCCCCGCUGGCCGACGCGCCCCGCGGGCGGCCGCCCAAUCCGCUGUACGUGUUCAACGUCACGCGGCGGCCGUUUUCCUUCCGCGUCAGCCGGCGCGACAGCGGACGGGUUCUGCUGGACACCGCUGCCGGAAGUCUGGCCUUCUACGACCAGUUCAUCGAGAUGUCCUCGUUUUUACCCACACGGUAUAUUUACGGGUUGGGCGAGCACAGCGAGCGACUGGUGCACUCGGUGGACUACACCCGGCUGACCUUCUUCGCCUCCGACGUGCAGCCGGGCCCCAACCUGCCCCUGUACGGCGCCCACCCGCUGUACGUGGCGCUGGAGGGCCCGCCGGAAGGGCGCGCCCACGGCGUCUUCCUGCGCAACUCCAACGCCAUGGACGUCAUCCUGACGCCGGCGCCGGCCAUCACCUUCCGCACCGUGGGCGGUGUCCUGGACCUGUACCUCUUCCUGGGGCCCAGUCCCAAGGAGGUCCUGCAGCAGUACGUGCAGCUGGUGGGCCGGCCGGCGCUGCCGCCCUACUGGGCGCUCGGCUUCCAUCUUUGCCGCUUCGGCUACGGCUCCCUCAACCGCACGCGGGAGGUCAUGCAGCGCAACAUCGACGCCGGCAUUCCCCUAGACGUUCAGUGGAACGACAUUGAUUACAUGGAUAAGAGCCGCGAUUUCAGCUACGACCACGACAAAUUCAACGGGCUACCCGAGUUUGUCAAGCAGCUGCACGACGCCGGCAUGCACUACGUGGUCAUAACGGACCCGGGCAUCAGCGCCGUGGAGACGCCCGGCACAUACCCGCCCUUCGACGCCGGUGUGGCCAUGGACGUCUUCGUCAAGAACGCCUCCGGGGGCCUGCUGCGGGGCCGCGUGUGGACCGGCGACAUGACCGUCUUCCCGGACUUCACCCAUCCCAACGCCAGCGCCUACUGGACGCAGCAGAUCGCCGACUUCCACCAGGAGGUGCCCUUUGACGGCCUCUGGAUCGACAUGAACGAGCCGUCCAACUUCGUGGACGGCAGCGUUGAGGGCUGUCCGGCGUCGCCUCUGGAGGACCCGCCCUACCUCCCACACGUCCUCCAUGACACGCUGAAGGCCAAGACCAUCUGCAUGACAGCGCGCCAGCACCUGGGCCGCCACUACGAUUUACACAACCUCUACGGCAUCUCCGAAACGAUGGCCACCCGCGACGCUUUGCUGGCGCUGCAGCCCAAUUCCCGGCCAUUCAUCAUCAGUCGCUCCAGCUUCAGUGGACAGGGACGCUACUCCGGUCACUGGACGGGCGACGUGCCGUCGACAUGGGAGGCCAUGCAGCGCAGCAUCCCCUCCAUCCUGACCUUCAACAUGUUCGGCGUGCCGCUGGUGGGCGCGGACAUCUGCGGCUUCAACGGCAACACGACAGUGGAGCUGUGCCAGCGCUGGCAGCAGCUGGGCGCCUUCUACCCCUUCGCGCGCAACCACAACAGCCUGGGCCAGACGGACCAGGACCCGGCGGCCUUCCCGCCGGACGUGGUGCGCUCCAGUCGCGAGGCCCUGCAGAUCCGCUACCGCCUCCUCCCCUACUACUACAGCCUCUUCUUCCGCGCGGCCCUCAACGGCGCCACCGUCGUCCGGCCGCUCUUCCUGCAGUUCCCCACCGACCCGGCCACCUUCCCCGUCGACUGGCAGUUCAUGGUGGGCGGGGGGCUCCUGGUGUCGCCGGUGCUCGCCCAGGGCGCCACCGAGGUCCUGGCCUACUUCCCGGCCGGGCGCUGGUUCGACUUCUACACCGGGGAGGCGCUGAACAGCGCCGGGGAGUCGGUGCGGCUGGAGGCGCCCCUCGACAAGAUCCAGCUGCACGUCUGGGGCGGCGCCAUCCUCCCGACGCAGUCGCCGUUAUCCACCACCGCCGCCACCCGCACCCAGCCCUUCCAUUUAUUAGUGGGGCUCAACGCCAACGGCAGCGCCCUGGGCGAGCUGUACUGGGACGACGGGGCGCGGGGCGACGCCCUGGAGGCGGGGGCCUACUCCCUGGUGCAGUUCCAGCUGAAGCAGGACGUCCUGCAGUCCAAGGUGCUGCGCGCCGGCUUCGCGCCCCUCCCGCUGCUGGACGGGCUGACCGUCUUCGGGAUGCGGGGCCGGCCGCGCGCCCUCCGCGUGCACGACGAGGCGCUGGACUUCCUGUUCGACGAGCGGCACGGGGUGUUGCUGGUCAAGGGACUGGAGAUGGAUCUGCUGACGGGGUUCAUGAUGCGCUUCGUCUUCUGAGCAUCACACUCACAGUUCACUCACCGUCAGCUGACCGGCAGCGGAAGCUGGCCAGAUGCCCCUUCUUGCCUUCUGUCUUGUACGAUAGAUUCACAAUGAUAAUUGAUACGGUUCUGUUCUCAAAGGAUUCUUUUCUGUAUUUUCAUUGUAACGCGGUUACGUUAUAUAUGGACGCUGGAGUUAAGAAGUAAAAAAGUGCAAAUUUCUG
Molecule: messenger RNA, 3547 nt
Organism: Paramacrobiotus metropolitanus
Lineage: Eukaryota; Metazoa; Tardigrada; Eutardigrada; Parachela; Macrobiotidae
Product: lysosomal alpha-glucosidase-like
Exons: 7
Coding region: 322-3339 (1005 amino acids)
Biological process (GO): carbohydrate metabolic process
Molecular function (GO): carbohydrate binding; alpha-1,4-glucosidase activity
Source: RefSeq, a predicted model, not a curated record